This is a messenger RNA of Monoraphidium neglectum, 192 nucleotides long. RefSeq lists its product as hypothetical. Bases 1 to 192 code for a protein of 63 amino acids. NCBI's taxonomy places the organism in Eukaryota, Viridiplantae, Chlorophyta, Chlorophyceae, Sphaeropleales, Selenastraceae. The transcript is spliced from 5 exons. The record is from RefSeq and is a predicted model, not a curated record.
AUGGUGUGUGAGAAGUGUGAGAAGAAGCUGACCAAGGUCGCUUGCCCUGAGAAGUGGAAGGAGGGCACAGACAAGCGCAAGGUGAACCAGAACAAGCUGCUGAACAAGGACAAGAGGUUCACCCCAUACGGCGCAAACGCAAAGUUCACCAAGAUCCUUGACACCAAGUCCUACAAGCAGAGCGCCAAGUAG